GGGACCAGCCGAGUGAUCUCCAUAAUCUCUCCAAUCAGACCCCGCACACAUGCGCGCGUGAGGCGGACGCGGACGCGCGACGGGGAGGAGGCAGCGCAAGCGUCGCCGCCACCUCACUCUCCAUCCAUCUCGCACCCCAGCCCACAUCAUUCAACCCCGCCGCCCCCAAUCCCUCCUCAAAACCUGGCCGCCAUGGCCAACUUCUCCUCCUCCGCCGCCGCCGCCGCCGAGGAGGAGGAUCCUCCUCCGCCGACGCCGCCCCCGCCGCCCUGCGACGCGCAGACGCUCGCGAGAUGGUACCAGCUGGAGGCGCUGGAGCGCGCGGUGGCGGGUAACACGGUUGCGUUCCUGGAGACGGGCGCGGGGAAAACGCUCAUCGCGGUGCUGCUGCUCCGCGCCUACGCGCACCGCAUCAGCAGGCCGGCCUCCCGCUCCUUCGCCGUCUUCCUCGUCCCCACCGUCGUCCUCGUGGGGCAACAGGCGCGUGUCGUCGAGGCGCAUACCGACCUCCGCGUCGCGCAGUUCUACGGCGAGAUGGGAGUCGACUUCUGGAGCGCAGAUACCUGGCUCGCCGCCCUGCACGACGCCGAGGUGCUCGUCAUGACGCCGCAGAUCCUCCUCGACAACCUCAGGCACAGCUUCUUCCGGCUUCAGGACAUCGCGCUGCUCAUCUUCGACGAGUGCCACCGCGCGAAGGGAAACUCCCCCUACGCCUGCAUUCUUAAGGAGUUUUACCACCCCCAAUUGAAUUCUAGACCAUCGGAUCCUCUGCCAAGGAUAUUUGGAAUGACUGCCUCGCUCAUUUAUUCGAAAGGUUUGGACCGUGUCAACUAUUCCAAACAAAUCUCUGAGCUCGAGAAUCUCAUGAAUGCGAAGGUGUAUACUGUUGACAGCGAAUCAGCACUAUCUCAGUACAUACCAUUUGCCACCACAAGGAUAGUCCAGUAUGAUGAUUCCACCAUUUCAUCUGAGCUACAUUGUCGUAUUACCAGCUGUUUGAAUAGACUGUUAACCAAGCAUUUAGGAAGCCUUGUGGGAAAAUUACAUGGUUCGUCUUUGGGAAAUGCAAAGCAAAGGAUAUCAAAAUUACAUCAGGCGUUCUCAUAUUGCAUAGAUAAUCUAGGAGUAUGGCUGGCAGCAAAGGCUGCUGAGGUACAGUCAUACAAGGAAAGCUGCAUAUCCUUUUGGGGUGAAAAAUUGGAUGAACAAGUUGAGGGUUUUGUUAGAGACUACAGUGAAGAAGUAUACAGGGAGCUCUCACAUUUUUCAAAGAGGGGUCAGAUUGGUGAGGACCUCGCAGCUGAUUUGCAUGAUGGCCUAUUGACAUCCAAAGUUCAUUUUCUUAUCAAUUCUCUUCUGGAGUACAGGCAUGUACAAGACUUGAGAUGCAUUGUAUUUGUUGAGAGAGUUAUUACAAGCAUUGUAUUGGAGUCCCUUCUCUCCACUAUACAUCAAAUGUCCGGGUGGACUGUUAAAUACAUGGCUGGAAAUAGUUCUAGAUUGCAAUCUCAGAGUAGGAAAAAACAUAUGGAAAUUGUUGAUUCAUUUCGGAGUGGAAAGGUGCAUCUAAUUAUUGCCACACAAAUUUUGGAGGAGGGUCUGGAUGUGCCAAGUUGUAACUUGGUAAUUCGCUUUGAUCCAUCAGCAACUGUAUGCAGCUUUAUACAGUCACGUGGUCGAGCUAGGAUGCAAAACUCUGACUACAUUUUACUUGUUAGAAGAGGAGAUGCAGAAGCUCUUUCUAAGACAAAAAAGUAUCUCGCAAGUGGGCAAAUAAUGCGUGAAGAAUCUCUGAGAUUGGCACAUACUUCUUGUCAACCUCUUGAAAACACCUUAUGCGAGGAAGAAUAUUACUGUGUUGAAUCUACUGGAGCAGUUGUAACUCUUAACUCUAGUGUUCCAUUGAUUUACUUUUUCUGCUCAAAGCUCCCAUCGGAUGAGUAUUUUAAACCUCUACCAAGAUUCAAUAUUGACAAGGCAUUAGGUAUCUGCACCCUGCAUCUUCCCAAGAGCAGUCCCGUGCAGACAAUUCGUGCAGAAGGAGAAGGUUCUGUCCUCAAGCAGGUUGUUUGUCUCAAGGCUUGCCGGGAGUUACAUGCUAAUGGUGCUCUCACAGAUUCUCUCUUGCCAACGUUAGGUGUUCCAUGUGAAGAUGAACCUGACAUCGUUGUGGAGAGAUACAAACAUGAGCAGCCUGACUACUUUCCAGAACACUUAUUGGACAAUUGGUUCUCUUUUUCUCGUCUUGGCUUAUAUCAUUGCUACAAGAUCUCCCUGGAAAGGUGUUUUGGAACAACCACUUUUCCAGCUGAUGUAAUUUUAGCUGUCAAAUGUGACAUGGGAUCUGACUUCAUCUCUAACUCAUUUAAAUUGUGGGGUGUGCAAGGUGAUGUGAAUGUUACCAUGAAAUACAUGGGCAUCAUUCAUCUAACUAAAGAACAGGUAACUAUUGCUAGAAGAUUCCAGACAAUUAUUCUUUCUUUGCUUAUUAAUGAUGAGCAUUCAGAGGUCAGCGACCCUAUUAAAUACUUGCAUGAAGUAUCCAUUGGAGUUGUCUAUCUACUUCUUCCAUUAGUUUCUGGGAAAGUUGAUUGGUGCAGUAUGAAAUUCUCAGCCUCGCCAAUCUAUGAAGUUACUGACAAAGAUAUGAGGCACUGCCAUUCUUGUAAAGAUGUUGAUUUACUGCAGACAAAAGAUGGCCCUUUGUGCAGGUGCAUGCUUCAAAACUCUGUUGUCUGUACCCCACAUAAUAGCAUGUUUUAUGCUGUUACUGGGUUUCUUGACUUGAAUGCCAAUUCACUUCUGCAUCGAAAUGAUGGGAGUGUUGUUAGCUACAAAAUCCAUUUUAAGACUAGGCAUGACCUCAAUUUAACUUAUGAAGAUCAACCUCUCUUGGCUGCCAGUAAGCUUUUGAAAGUGCGGAACUUCCUCCAUAGGUGCCACUACAAAAAAGAAAAAGAAUGUAGUGGUAAGGAUGUUGUUGAAUUGCCACCGGAACUUUGCAGAGUUGUCAUGUCACCAGUCUCAGCAAAUACUUUGUGCACCUUUUCAUUUGUUCCUUCCAUAAUGUAUCGCAUCCAGUGUAUUCUUCUUUCCGUGAAGUUGAAAAACCAAUUGGGCCCAAGAAUGCACCAGUUUGACGUACCAUCAUUGAAGAUUCUUGAAGCUCUAACAACAAAGAAAUGCCAAGAGGAUUUUUCACAGGAAUCAUUAGAAACACUUGGGGAUUCUUUCCUUAAGUAUGUUAUAACUCAACAUCUUUUUAGAAAAUACAAUCUUCACCAUGAGGGCAUGCUAACCAAGAUGAAGAAAAAUCUUAUCUCAAACGCAGCUUUAUGCCAGCUGGCCUGCAAUAACAAUCUUGUGGGAUACAUUCGAAGUGCAGCGUUCAACCCAGAAACAUGGAUCAUUCCAGGGCUUGACUAUGACACAUGUGGCAACAGCAAAAUCUUCUGUGUGAGCCCCAAUAUGUACAGUCUGAGGAAUAUGUCUAUUAAAAGUAAGAGAAUAGCAGAUUCGGUUGAGGCCUUAAUUGGAGCCUAUCUUAGUGCUGCUGGUGAGAAUGCAGCCUUUCUUUUCUUAUUAUCUUUAGGAAUGGAUAUAGAAUUUCACAGUGAAAUGACAGUUGAAAGGAAAAUUACAACAAAGUCCGAAGAUUUCAUUAAUGUGAGAAGCUUGGAAACAAUGCUUGGUUAUAAUUUCAGUGAUCCUUCAUUGUUGAUGGAAGCACUGACGCAUGGUUCGUAUCAGAUCGCUGGUACUACUGCAUGCUAUCAGCGGCUUGAGUUUCUAGGAGAUGCUGUAUUGGAUCAUAUCUUCACUGAUUAUUUCUAUCAUCAGUACCCUGAAUGCACUCCAGGAUUGUUAACGGAUCUGAGAUCUGCUUCUGUGAACAACAAUUGCUAUGCUCAUGCAGCGGUUAAAGCAGGAUUGCAUAAGCAUAUUCUUCAUUCAUCAUCAGAACUGCACAGAAGGAUGGCUUACUACCUUGAGAAUUUCAAGCAGUCAUUUUCAGGUCCAUCACAUGGUUGGGAAGCUGGCAUUGGUCUACCCAAGGUCCUCGGUGAUGUAAUUGAAUCUAUCGCCGGUGCAAUUUAUAUUGACAGCAAGUACAACAAAAAGGUUGUCUGGAGAAGCAUGAAACGGCUGUUGGAACCUCUUGCAACCCCCAAGACUGUUGAGCAUGAUCCUGUCAAAGAGCUGCAGGAAUUAUGUGACCGCAUGUCUUACAGUAGGUCUUACACAGAAACUCAUGAGAAUGGAGUAUCGUCGGUGGUUGCAAAAGUACAGGCCGAAGGGACUACAUACUCUGCAACCAGGACGGGCCCCAGUAAGCUUGUGGCGAAAAAGUUGGCAGCCAAAGCUGUGCUCCAAGAUCUGAAGGCUGCAGUACGAUGAGGCACGCAGCAGUUGCAAAUGGUUCAUUAGUUGCAUUUCAGUUUCAUAUUUACGUCGUCGUUGGUUAUGUGGUUUGGAAUGUACAUACAUUGAGUUGCACAUCUGUAGUGUACAGGGGCAUACAUCUCUUAGGUUGCUGUACAGGUGCACGUACGAUAGGUUCUUUUUCUUCUACCUUUUGCUGCUUGUGUACAGAAACGUUUUGUUCUGGGUGGAAGGAAACUUUGGGUCAAGUGAAACUUAAAA
Molecule: messenger RNA, 4644 nt
Organism: Phragmites australis (common reed)
Lineage: Eukaryota; Viridiplantae; Streptophyta; Magnoliopsida; Poales; Poaceae
Product: endoribonuclease Dicer homolog 2a
Exons: 20
Coding region: 193-4398 (1401 amino acids)
Biological process (GO): siRNA processing
Cellular component (GO): nucleus; cytoplasm
Molecular function (GO): ATP binding; ribonuclease III activity; protein binding
Source: RefSeq, a predicted model, not a curated record